This is a messenger RNA of Aspergillus calidoustus, 3117 nucleotides long. The record is from the annotation of a GenBank genome assembly. Lineage: Eukaryota; Fungi; Ascomycota; Eurotiomycetes; Eurotiales; Aspergillaceae.
AAUGGGUUUUGCUUCCUCGGGGCCGGUGCCAUGGGGACGACGGAGAUUCUCCUGCGGUCAAAGAGGCACGGGCUCCCAGUAUCUCGCCUGAUCGGGAGGAAAAUGUUAGGGAAUGGAGAUCUCUUACUGUUUGGUAUGCAGUAACAUAUCCUAAAGACGAAGCUAAUACGCCCAGGGUACAACGGAACGAAAGAAGUGAACGGCGUCGCUAGUGGCUCAAGAACGCCAGGACCGACCAUAACCGGAAUGAUUGACAACCGUCAAGAGUCUUCAAGCAACCCCUUAUCCGGCUAUAUCAUCCAAGACCGGUGCGUUUCAGAGCCGUUGGCGCCGGUCUUGCAAAUUAUGCUGGCUGCACUGACUUUCCGAAACGAGCUGACAUCGUUCCUUUGGCAUCCCUACCAACAAACCUGCAGGACUCUGGCGGCUUUCAAGUCCGCGCUCAGGGGUCCGUAUGCGGAGGGUGGAGCGAUGUAGCGCACUGCUACAUAUCUCGUGAUGGGUCAUGAUAGCAACGAGAUUACUCUGUCGCUCAAGGAUGAUCAACCGCAUCUAGAGGCAGGAGCCGAAGGGCGAUCACAGAACGCGACCCGCAUCACUCAGGUUAUAGAGCGGAUUACUAACCUCAUGGGUGGGGAUAUGAUGUUCUGCUAUUUCAGUGGUUGGCCAGACUCUUGCUCGUCGAAUAAUGGCUGACUUGUUAUAGGUCGAACCCGAGAAGGGGUGUCUGUCCAUAUGUUGGGCGGUGCACACAUGAGUCGUUAUGGUACUAGCCGCGAGGGGGUGACGAACCAUCUGGGUCAGGUCUUUACUGGGCACGGAAGUGAUGUCCAUGCCGGGCUCAUCUGCUGCGAUGCGUCGGUGAUACCAACAUCUCUAGGUGAGUGACAAUUGCUAGAUUGUAAACGUUGUCUCACCUUGUACAGGAGUGAACCCACUCGCCACUAUAACGGCUCUCGCGGAGCGAUCUCUGUCUCUUAUUAGCAAGGAGUCUGGUUUUCACACAGAUCUCACAACGCAAAAUGGGACGCUAGGCUAUGACAGCACACCUAGGGUCCCACGGAGCCCGAUCCACUCGAAAGAUGUCAGCGAGGAAACGGGCGCCUAUGUGUCCACAGGCUGGCAGUUCACCGAGCUUCUGAGGGGCACAUUAGUGUACCACCGAAAGGAGAUUUUGAAACAGGCGAGAUUGAGGGGAAGGGGUCGCUGUCGGCCAUUGCGAUGCUUUUGACAGUAGAUAUUCAAAAGAGGACACGAGGUACGUCCUUUGAUCACCCGACGAACCAUCUAACAUAAAGUAGGCCCAGGACCGAAGUACAAAGGAACAUGCACCGGCACCGUAUCCUGCCGCGCGAUUUCAGAGAGGACUAUGAGGAUCAGUCGCGGUGAGCUCGAGCUCUUCGUACAUGAGGAAGAUGCUGCGGAUGCAACAAGACUAGUGUAUCAACUACACUUGGUCUCAGUGGAAGGGAAUCAGUACAGGAUAACAGGAUACAAGACGAUCGACCCCUCUGCAGCGUGGUCUGUCUCGAGGAUGUGGAGGGCAACGACCACGGUCAACGUGCGGGUUGCCACAGACGAGGAAGGUGCCAUCGGGGCAGGUGUUGUGAGAGUCGCGCCUUCCUCGUUUGUGAGGCAGAUAACAUCGUUCCGGCUUACGGCAGAGUUCAGCUUCACCACCGUGCGGGCCUUGUUGAUAUUCUUGCUCUACUUUGCGGCGCAGAUCAGCCGCUUCUUCUUUCAUCCUUUCAUCUCCCAUCGCACUAGGACUACGGCGACGCUGCCAUAUGCGCCUAAACGUCCAGCUACGUGUGUGCGCACCCUAAAGUCCUCGGAUGGAAUUGAGGUCUCGAUUGCGGUAUACGAUCCAACCUCGUCUCCAGAUACAGCAGCCACCAGAUGCCCGAUUCUGUUUCUCCCCGGUAUUUUAGGAGUCCGUCCAGAGCACUCCUGCUUCGCCCUUCCAUAUCAGCGAUGCAACAGGAUCGAGUACUUCACCAACCGUGGCCACCGCCGCUACAUUCUUUCUCCCCGCUGGAGCUGCGAUGAAAACGUCGCUACGGAAUGCACAGUGUUCGAUGCCCGUCUAGACAUUGCAGCGGCGGUGCAACACAUCUCACUCCACGAGUCGCCGAAGCCAUACGUGGUCGCUCACUGCCAGGGAUCCGUUGCCUUGAGUAUGGCGCUGCUCGAUGGUACACUUGACAGCACUCAACUUCUUGGUGUCUCUGCAAACUCCGUCUUCAUGAACCAGGUCUUCGGGUACUGGAAUUCCAUCAAGGCAUACAGCCCUAUCCUGAUUCGGCUCUACGAGCGGUUAGACGGCCGAUAUUUCCCAAUUGGACGUUCAGGACGUAAGCGUCCGUUCCAUCAUGCUCUUGAUGCGCUAUAUGACUUCUAUCCCAUUCCCAAGCGUCGCGAUCGCUGUCGUUCUGCGGCCUGUCACCGGACAUCCUUCUCCUGCGGUUUGCUGUGGAACCACGAGAACCUAAACAGACAAACCCAUGAUAACAUCGAUCGAUUCUUCGCCGGAACUCCCACGAGACUCCUUGAGCAUGUCACCCGCAUGGGAACACAUGGCGGAUGCUUAGAUAACGAGCUGCAUCCCCUAAUCACGGAGAAGAACCUCCUGCGCCUGAGAGGCCUGCCAAUUCCGUUCAUAUCCGGUGCCGAUAAUGAAGUAUUUAAUCCCGAGACGACACUUGGAGACUAUGAGCUUCUAUGGAGGAGGUUCGGGGAGGAGCUGUAUCGCCGGUUUUUGGUCGAGGGUUAUGGGCAUCUUGAUCCCAUUGUGGGCAAGGCUGCUGAUGCGGAUGUUUAUUGGCGGGUGUGGGAGCAUGUUAAGUGGUGUUCAAAGCAUGCAGUAAGUGAGGGAGAGGGGUUAGAACAGUCUGCGAAUGGUAUAGAGGUCGCUGGUGUGUAGUUGGGAUCUUGAAGUCUUUCGCGGGCACCCAAUGGAGGGCAGGGGGCAUCAAGACUGUCUCAAAAUAUAUACUUCAUGGACCACCUGUCAAGAGCUUCGUCAACUCGCAGUCAGGCAGAUUACAGGAGGCUAGAAGUAAGCCUCAGCACUAGCGAGGUAGUUGUUACUCCAACAUUCAUUCAUUUGCGUGUUUC